This is a messenger RNA of Aspergillus ruber CBS 135680, 1391 nucleotides long. RefSeq names its product zinc-dependent alcohol dehydrogenase family protein. The record is from RefSeq and is a predicted model, not a curated record. Gene Ontology annotation, molecular function: oxidoreductase activity. NCBI's taxonomy places the organism in Eukaryota, Fungi, Ascomycota, Eurotiomycetes, Eurotiales, Aspergillaceae. The coding region runs from base 324 to 1376 and encodes 350 amino acids. The transcript has 3 exons.
AUUGAAAGGUAAUGGAAAAAGCCUGGGAGUACGUUGAUGGAGACACAUGUGAGAAUCUACCUGGCGACUGAAAACGCAAAGUAUGAGGCGCGGACAUAUGGUUAUGAAGGGAACAGGGAGGGUCUCUUUCGCAUAUAUUUGAUAUGACUGAGCAUGACUAGCCUAAACGUCCUCUCCACCUUGAAGCAUGAAUCAUGUCAUUUCUGGUUUAGUGGGGCACCGACAUUAUUAAUUGUCUCCAACAAUGACCAGCAUGUCCUCAAUUGUUAUUUUCCGUUUCCUAAACAUACUCAGAGUACAAUAGAAGAGUACUAUCCAGCAUCAUGUCCGUCAAGAAAUGGGUGACAACCCUGAAGGGUCUCGACACGCUGCAGCUCCAGGAAGGCACCAUCCCCACACCCGGCAAAGGAGAGGUCCUCGUAGAGAUCCGCGCUGUCUCGCUGAACUACCGUGACACAGAAGUCUGCAAUGGCGAAUACACCCAUCACAAAUCCAUCGGCCAGGAUGAGUCUAUCGUCCCCUGCUCGGAUUCGUGCGGAGUAGUCACACAGGUCGGCGACGGCGUAACAACCCUCAAGACCGGCGACCGCGUCCUCUCUCCCUUCCUCCCCGAUCACCUGACCGGCCAGGUCACUGAGAAGGAACUCGCGUCGGGAUUGGGGCUUCCGUUGGAUGGUGUGCUAGCGUCGCAUAGAGUGUUCCCCGCGCGUGGACUGGUCAAGGCACCGGAGUACCUGAGUGAUACAGAGGCGGCGACAUUGCCGAUUGCCCCUGUUACGGCUUGGAUGUCGAUUAAUGGGAUGAGACCAAUGGGUCAGGAUGGUGGUGCGGGGGAGUAUGUGCUACUGCAGGGAACGGGCGGUGUUUCGAUUGCGGGGUUACAGAUUGCGAAGGCUGCGGGAGCUAAGGUGAUCAUUACAUCGUCCUCCGACGAGAAACUUGCUCAGGCAAAGGAGCUUGGCGCCGACUACACGAUCAACUACCGCACAAACCCCGAUUGGGAAAAAACCGUGAUGGAGGUGACCAACAACCACGGUGCGGAUAUCGUCCUCGAAACUGGUGGCGCAAAAACAUUGAAGAAGAGCUUCGACUGCAUUGCCUUUGGAGGUCUCAUUGACUGCAUUGGCUAUCUCUCCGGAAAGGUGGAUGAGCCCGAGGACCGCACGAAUGUCAACGUGCUUGCAUUGCGGAGAAACGUGACUCUCAAGGGCAUCAUCAACGGACCCAAGGACCGAUUCGAGGAGAUGAUUAAAUUCUACGAGAAGCACCAGAUCCGGCCCGUGGUGAACCGGGUGUUUUCCUUCGAUGAAGCCAAGGAGGCCUUCAACUUCUUGUACAGUGGAAGCCACUUUGGCAAGGUUGUCAUUACUGUAUAAUAUAACCCGUGUACA